Messenger RNA from Ananas comosus (pineapple), 546 nucleotides. RefSeq names its product chromodomain-helicase-DNA-binding protein 9-like. The record is from RefSeq and is a predicted model, not a curated record. The coding region runs from base 187 to 546 and encodes 119 amino acids. Lineage: Eukaryota; Viridiplantae; Streptophyta; Magnoliopsida; Poales; Bromeliaceae. The transcript has a single exon.
CUACAGUAGAGCCAGCAUAGACCCAUAAAAAUUAAAAAAAAAAGGAAAAAGAAAAAGGAAAGUUAGAAAAGUUAAAAAAGAAAAAAAGCAAUCGCAAAAACAGAGAGAGAGAGAGAGAGGGGGAGAGGGGUGGGGGUUGCAUCAUCGUCAUCGUCAUCGUCAUCGUCAUCGUCGUCGUCAUCAUCCAUGGAUGGGCUGAGAUCAAGGUCGUACGCGGACGGGAGGGCGGAGAAGGAGUCCUCCUACGCGGCGUCGGGGCUCCACAUGGUGAGGUCCUACAGCGCUUCCCACAGAAGCGCUCCCAAUUGCAAGAAGGGGAAGAGCACUUGUGGGUCCUCUUCCAUGGAGUCUUCGUCUUCGUCUUCGUCUUCGUCUUCGUCUUCCUCUUUCGUAGGUUGGGGUCUGAUUAGCGACCCGGAGCUGCAGAGGAAGACGAGGGUGGCGGGGUACAAGGUGUACGCCGUGGAGGGCAAGAUGAAAGGCUCCGUCAGGAAGAGCUUCAGGUGGAUNGUAGCAAAGUUGUCCUUACUUCUUGGCAGCAUAUAG